GUGUCCCAACUCUCAAACCAAAACCAAACCAAAACCGUAUGAAAACAGCAAGAAUUUUUAGUUUUAGUUUUAGUGCCAGAAGAAGAAGAAGGAGAAGAAAGUGAGAGGAAGCAGCUUCUGAUGGAUAGUGGAGACACGCCAUUCUCAUUCCCAAAUAAUACUCCUUUCUUCCUUUCUGUUUCCCUUUAUCAUGUCUUCCCCACGCGCUUUGCUUUGAUUCCUUCGCCGGUUAAAAACUCCUCCUCUCUUCCACCAUUCCUUCUCCUCCAUUCCUUUCCCCUACAACUAGUACCCUCUCUUCUUCCUCUCUCUCCGCCGCCGCCGCCGCCGCUUCGAGAUCCGACGACCUUUUCCACCGCCGCUUCGAGAUCGCCAGUUCAGCCGCCGGCAAAGGGAGGGUACAGGAGUGAGCAAGAAGAAGGAGGAGGAGGAGGAGCAAGAGUGAAUCGGUUCUGUCUGUUCCUUGUGGUGUUUGACUUCUCCGGCCAGAUCUAAGCAGGCCGGCUCUGCUUCUCUUUCUGCGUUUGCUGGGGGUUUAUUAAUCGCCGGCAGACGGAGAGAGAAGGGUCAAUUCGGUUCUGCUCGUUGCGCCAGAUCUGAGCUCGUACGUCGUCGGUCGGAAAGGCGGGUGCUUUCUUUUUUUUGUGUGUGAGGUUCAUCCAUGGCUUCCUCUCCGGCGGCUGCCAACACGGCGUCGGCGUCCUACUGGUGCUACAGCUGCGACCGCUUCGUGCGGGCCGCGGUCCCGGAGGGCGGGUCGGCGGCUGAUGUAUCUUGCCCCGGCUGCGGCGGCGGGUUCCUCGAGGAGAUGGGGGCGCCGCCGCCCGCCCGCUCCUCCUCCGCCGCCGCGACCGCUGCGUACCUCCGCCGCCCGCGCGCGCAUCACGCCAACGACCUGCGACUCCGCCGGAGCCGCCGCGCCGCCGCCGCCGCCGCUGCAGCUGCAGCAGCAGCCGCCGCCUCUGGUGCCGCGGGUGGCGGUGACCGCGCACCGUUCAACCCGGUCAUCGUGCUUCGGCGCUCGUCCCCUGCCGGAGCGGGGGGAGACGAGGACGACGACGGCGGGUCCCUCGCCGCGGCGAGCAGCUUCGAGCUCUUCUACGACGACGGGGCCGGCUCCGGCCUCCGCCCGCUGCCGGAGAGCAUGUCCGACUUCCUCAUGGGCUCCGGCUUCGAGCGGCUCCUCGGCCAGCUGGCCCACAUCGAGGCGGCUGGACUCGCCCGCGCCAGGGAGACCCCGCCGGCGUCCAAGGCCGCCGUCGAAUCCAUGCCCACCGUCACCAUCGCCGCCUCCCACGUCAGCGCCGACUGCCACUGCGCCGUCUGCAAGGAGCCGUUCGAGUUCGGCGCCGAGGCCCGGGAGAUGCCCUGCGCGCACAUCUACCACCCGGACUGCAUCCUCCCCUGGCUGCAGCUCCGCAACUCGUGCCCCGUGUGCCGGCACGAGAUGCCCACAGAUGCCGCGCGGUCGCGGGCGAGCAACGCCGGGACCGAGGAGGAGACUGUCGGGCUGACCAUCUGGAGGCUGCCUGGAGGCGGAUUCGCUGUCGGGAGGUUUGCCGGCGGGAGGAGGCCUGAGGAGAGAGAGCUUCCGGUCGUUUACACGGAGAUGGAUGGUGGUUUCAACAACGGCGGCGCGCCGAGGAGGAUCUCAUGGGGGGCCAGGCAGAGCCAAUCGACUGAGAGGAGCGCCAUUAGACGCUUUUUCGGUAAUGUGUUCGCGUGCUUUGGGCGUGGGCAUUCGUCGAGUUCUCAGGCUUCCUCCUCUCAAAUGAGGCCUGAUGAGCUGAACGAGGCGUCGGAUCAUUCUGCUGCGUUCAGCCAUGGCUCAAGAAGCCGGAGCAUGAGCUGGAGGUUGGAAGACGGGCACGCCGACACGAUGGUGCAAAGAUAGUUCUGAACCGAACCAAAAGAAAGAACAGGUCGUUGAUUGCUUCUGUUUCAUGUUUAUGUAUUUAGAAGAAAAGAAACUCGAGGAUUUGUAGAACAGAAUUGGUGUUGUACAUAGGAGCAGCAUCUUCUAGAGAUUAGUUGCAGGGAAGAUGUCCACUGUGAUUCUAAAUUGAGCAUUUGGCACUUGAGGUGAAUUGUUUUGUUGGUAGCAAAAUGCAGUGUUUGGUCAUCUUUGAUUCAUUUAAUUCAAUGGGGACUGAUGUUUACAAUGUUGAA
Molecule: messenger RNA, 2169 nt
Organism: Brachypodium distachyon (stiff brome)
Lineage: Eukaryota; Viridiplantae; Streptophyta; Magnoliopsida; Poales; Poaceae
Product: E3 ubiquitin-protein ligase RDUF1
Exons: 1
Coding region: 662-1894 (410 amino acids)
Biological process (GO): protein ubiquitination
Cellular component (GO): cytoplasm
Molecular function (GO): ubiquitin protein ligase activity
Source: RefSeq, a predicted model, not a curated record